Messenger RNA from Nematolebias whitei (Rio pearlfish), 522 nucleotides. Its product is annotated as protein mono-ADP-ribosyltransferase PARP10-like. The transcript is spliced from 5 exons. Gene Ontology annotation, molecular function: nucleic acid binding. Lineage: Eukaryota; Metazoa; Chordata; Actinopteri; Cyprinodontiformes; Rivulidae. Bases 1 to 522 code for a protein of 173 amino acids. The record is from RefSeq and is a predicted model, not a curated record.
AUGUCUGGUGAAAGCGUAGAGGAGAGGACCGUGGAGGUGCUGGACCUUCCUGACGGACUGGACGAGGAGCUGCUGUAUCUCUACUUUGAGAACCGUCGGCGCUCAGGGGGAGGUCUCCUGGAGUCUGUGAAGAAGAAAGACAACCAUGCUGUACUGGUGUUUGAAGAGACGGAAGCUGCAGCCAGAGUUCUGGCUAAGGGACACCACGUUCUGCUCAACACAGAACUUCGUGUCAAAAAGCCCCCCUCAAAGGACCAACGUAAAUUGUUGCUGCGGGGAACCAACCCCGACACGGCCACAGAGAUGAUCGAGCUGUACGUGGAGAACUUGAUGGACCUGAACUUGACAGACUACACACUGAUACCUUCACCAGGGGGAGACGUCAUCGUUAUUCAUCUCAGCCAGCCCCUCGUGUUCAGAUUUGUCCAGUCCUGCAGGUCUCUGUCUGUGGGCCUGUUCAUCUCGUUGGAUUACUGGUGGACCACCAAAGUGGCUCUGCGUGGAAUAGAUGAGCAAGUUUGA